GGUUGUUUACUUUCCGACCCCGCGACAUACCAUCUGGCGACGAGUCCGUUCUACCUACAUACGUAGUGCAUUAUUAAAAUUAAUUUUCGUUAACAUAAUUACGCAUAAUGGCUAACUUUGUCGGAAACAUAGGAGUUUUUGAUCAUAAAGUGCAAGAAUGGGACGUUUUUUUCGGAAGGUUAUCGCAGUUCAUAAAACUGAAUAAGAUUUCGGACGAUAAUAAGAGUGCAGUGUUACUAACUCAUUUAUCGGAUGAGUCAUACCGGCUUGUUCGGAAUCUUGUACAUCCAACCAAACUGGAAGAAAAAUCUUUUAACGAGCUAGUUGAAGUACUCAGUGGGCAUUUCACGCCGAAACGAUCGACCUUCGCGGAUCGGGCCAAGUUUUUUGAGGCAACUAAGUCUGGCUCAGAAAGCAGUCAGGACUGGGCAGCACGGCUGCGGGGCUUAGCCGUCAACUGCGAGUUUGGUACGGAAUUGGACGUCCUGCUACGGGAUCGUUUUGUACUAGGCUUCAAUAUCGGUCCAGAACGUGAUCGUCUGUUCGAGAGUGAUUCGGAGAAGCUGACGCUGUCUAAAGCAUUGGAGGUAGCGCAGCAGGCGGCGUGCGCGAGGCAAGCGCGCACGGUGGUGGUCAAGGACGAGCCGGUAUACCGCUCGGAUGCUCGCGCGGAGCGUCGCGGCGCCGGUGGUGGCGCGAGUGGUCGCAAGAAUGACGGCGCCGGGCCGCGGUGUUCAGUAUGCGGGAUGAAAAACCACGACGCGGCUAAGUGCAGAUUUCGAAACUACAAGUGCCAAAACUGCGGUCAAAAGGGACAUCUAAAAAAAGUUUGUGGUAAUGAAUCGUCGAAAAUCCAUAGUAUCGGUGCUGAGUUAUUAGAAGCUAACGAAUGUGAGAACUGUAAAGAGUGUCAAAUGUUUCAAAUGAGAUACUGAUGUAAAACCGGUUACGUUCGAGCAGAUAAGGCAAGCAACAGCCGUGGAUAAAGUGUUAAAAACGGUAAUUCAAUAUAUGAAUCACGGGUGGCCUAGGAAAAUUACGUGUAGGUCUAUUUUACCAUAUUUCCAAUGUAAGACUGAUUUAGAGGUAAUAGACGAAUGCUUAUUCCGAGGUCAUAGAAUAGUAAUUCCUAGUGUGUUUCGACAGUCAAUGUUGAAUGCACUACAUUCGUCACAUUUUGGCAUUGUAAAAACAAAGAGCGCAGCUCGUGGUAGGGUAUGGUGGCCUGGAAUCGAUGGCGACAUCGAGCGCUGGGUCGGCGCAUGCAGCGCGUGCGCCGCCGUGCAGCCCGCGCCCGCGCGCGCACCUCCCGCCCCCUGGCCGCGCCCGCCCGGCCCGUGGCACCGCAUACAUAUUGAUUAUAUGUCGUUUGAGCAAAAGGAUUACUUGAUCGUGGUUGACGCUUUUUCCAAAUGGCUGGAAUGUAUUUAUAUGGAUAGAGGAAUUUCGACUGGUGCCCUUAUAUUAAAACUUAAACAGUUAUUUUCUAUUUUCGGUAUACCGAGGGUGAUAGUAUCGGAUAAUGAUGUAAAAAUCUGUUCAGUGGAAUUUAAACUAUUUUGUAAUGUAAAUGGUAUAGAUUAUGUAACUUCUCCAAUUUAUCAUGCUUGUAGCAAUGGCCAAGCAGAGAGCGGGGUGAAGACCUGUAAAAAAAUGCUUAAAUGUGUACUGCAAAAUAUGACGGGUGCAAGUCAUUGCACCAUACAGGAAAAAUUGCUGGGCUCUCUGUUUGAUUACAGAAAUACCAUUCAUUGUGUAACAGGUCAAACACCGGCUCAAUUGAUGAUUGGGCGAAAUUUACGGUCCAGACUGGACCUUGUGUUACCGAAAAACAAAGUUUCGAACAAGGAUACUGUAGACAAUGUUUUAGAAAAAUCGUGUCGCUAUUUCCAAGUAGGAGAAACCGUGUGGGCUAGGUGGUUCACUGCCAGGAAGAGUUUUUGGAAAUUAGCAACAAUUAUUAGAAUUAAAGGUAACAGAAUGUACGAGGUUAUGUUUACAGAAUUCCAAGACAAAUGUAAUAGGCAUAUAGACCAAAUUCGUAAAUAUACCCCCCCGUGCAGAAACCAGGAUGAAGUAGUACAAAAUGAACCGCCAAGCCCACGCGUGCAUAUAGAAGAUCCGAUAGGAAGGGGCAGGCCAGGCCAAGUGCCCACGGAAACGCCAGCGCCGUUGGACGCGGCCGCGUCCGAUGUGCUGCCUCACUUACCUUCUCCUCCAUUGUCACAUACAGGGGAAGCUUCAGAAGUUUCUGAAUAUCAGGGGGACAGUAAUUUUCAAGCUGAGGAUGAUGAGUGGGCUGAAACCUGCGAAGGGGGUGACGGGGGCACAGUUAUUGGCGUGGCUACUGAAUCUACUGAUGUUGUACAGGAAGUCCCCCCAGCAGGGAUAGGUGAUAUUGAUGAUGGGGCGGGGCGUUCCAAACGACCCAAAAAGAUUGUUAAUUAUAAGCCAUUCUUUUAGUUAUGUCUAUAUGAUUUUAAGUGUUGCUUACUUGUGUUAUUUUUACAGCAAAUAAUUUAUAUUGUUCUAGGUUUCCAAAGUAAUGGUGGAGGGAUGUAAUAUAUGUAAGCGCAUCACCCUGUCAAAACCAGUAAUAAACUAGCUACAGAGCAGUACGGUUGUUUACU
Messenger RNA from Leguminivora glycinivorella, 2630 nucleotides. RefSeq lists its product as uncharacterized. The record is from RefSeq and is a predicted model, not a curated record. The coding region runs from base 1012 to 2463 and encodes 483 amino acids. Gene Ontology annotation, biological process: DNA integration. Gene Ontology annotation, molecular function: zinc ion binding; nucleic acid binding. The transcript has 2 exons. NCBI's taxonomy places the organism in Eukaryota, Metazoa, Arthropoda, Insecta, Lepidoptera, Tortricidae.